AUGGAUCCGGAUGGCCGUACAGAUGGCUGGCUGAACAAGGGAGAGAAUAGUUUCGAAUCUAUCGGGCAAGUCAAGCGAAGUGAACACUAUGACCGUGCAAGUGAGUUUUUUACAGCGUAUAUCGUCAUGGUCCAAACAACUCUAACCAAUACAGACCACCGUUGGGCGGACGUGAACGGGGAUCGGAUGGCUGAUUUUCUCUGGAUCGACAAAUUCAAUGGUGAUACCAAGGUAACUAGUUCUAUGUGGCAUUUGAAGUCUACUAUAGCUGGUUAUGUCAAGGUGUGGAUCAACCAAGGCCCUGUUCCUACCUUGGACUCGAAGUGGAGAUGUGGGCCACAGGAUGGUCCGCGGUAUAUGGGAGCUGAUCGAGGAGCUUAUACCUGGUCCAACGAGUGUCCCAAUGAGGCUUUGGAUGAUGAUGAUAGCACUGAAGAUCCCAAGUUGCCUCAGUACCCUGCACCAGCGCAACCCGCUUCUAUAAAUAAUAACGGAGCUAAUGACGCCAUGUAA
Aspergillus oryzae RIB40 is the source of this 513-nucleotide messenger RNA. RefSeq lists its product as uncharacterized. NCBI's taxonomy places the organism in Eukaryota, Fungi, Ascomycota, Eurotiomycetes, Eurotiales, Aspergillaceae. Bases 1 to 513 code for a protein of 170 amino acids. The transcript is spliced from 4 exons. The record is from RefSeq and is a predicted model, not a curated record.